AAGACGGAAACAAAAGACAGAAACACACGCACACGGGGAACUGGGAGUUGACUGGCAGAUCCCAGCUGCCCUGAGGAUGGUGGCCAGCGGUGGACGUCCUGAUGGUCCCCCUUCUGUCACCCCCGAGAGCCCUCUCAUUGUAGGUGGCAGAGAGGGUAUGGCAGGUCCUUGCUGGAACAUCACCUACGUUCAAGACUCGGUAGGACCUGCCACCAGCACCCUGAUGUUCGUGGCUGGUGUGGUGGGCAACGGGCUAGCACUGGGCAUCCUGGGUGCCCGACGGAGGUCACACCCAUCGGCGUUUGCAGUGUUGGUCACUGGGCUGGCAGUGACGGAUCUGCUGGGCACGUGCUUCUUGAGCCCCGCGGUGUUUGUGGCCUAUGCUCGAAACAGCUCUUUGCUGGGCCUGGCCCACGGUGGGACGAUGCUGUGUGACACUUUCGCCUUCGCUAUGACUUUCUUCGGCCUGGCCUCCACGCUCAUCCUCUUCGCCAUGGCCGUGGAGCGGUGCCUGGCACUCAGUCAUCCCUACCUGUACGCCCAGCUGGACGGGCCCCGCUGUGCCCGCUUGGCUUUGCCUGCCAUCUACGCUUUCUGUUGUCUCUUCUGCUCACUGCCCCUGCUGGGCCUGGGCGAGCACCAGCAGUAUUGUCCCGGGAGCUGGUGCUUCAUCCGCAUGCGUUCCCCCCAGCCUGGUGGCUGUGCCUUCUCCCUGGCCUAUGCCAGUCUCAUGGCCCUGCUGGUGACCUCCAUCUUCUUCUGCAACGGCUCCGUCACUCUCAGCCUCUGUCACAUGUACCGCCAACAGAGACGGCACCAUGGCUCGUUUGUACCGACCUCUCGGGCACGGGAGGAUGAAGUUUACCACCUGAUUCUGCUGGCCCUCAUGACAGGCAUCAUGGUCGUAUGCUCCCUGCCUCUCACGAUCAGAGGAUUCACUCAGGCCAUCGCCCCAGACAGCAGAGAGAUGGGGGACCUCCACGCCUUCCGCUUUAACGCCUUCAACCCCAUCCUGGACCCCUGGGUCUUCAUCCUUUUCCGAAAGGCUGUCUUCCAACGCCUCAAGUUCUGGCUGUGUUGUCUGUGUGCCCGUUCUGUCCAUGGGGACCUGCAGACACCCCUCUCCCGGCCCGUGUCGGGGAGAAGAGACCCACUGGCUCCCGCUUCUCUCCAGGCUAAGGAAGGGAACUGGGUGCCCCUGUCAACCUGGGGUACGGGACAGGUGGCACCAUUGACUGCUGUGCCUCUGUCGGGUGGUGAUGGCUGUUCUGUGGGAAUGCCAUCCAAAACACAGGCUGUGGUUGCCUGCUCCCUCUGCUGAUACCUAAGCUGGUCCUGCUUGCCAUCC
This is a messenger RNA of Rattus rattus (black rat), 1348 nucleotides long. RefSeq names its product prostaglandin I2 receptor (gene Ptgir). NCBI's taxonomy places the organism in Eukaryota, Metazoa, Chordata, Mammalia, Rodentia, Muridae. Gene Ontology annotation, cellular component: plasma membrane. Bases 77 to 1321 code for a protein of 414 amino acids. The transcript has 2 exons. Gene Ontology annotation, molecular function: prostacyclin receptor activity. The record is from RefSeq and is a predicted model, not a curated record. Gene Ontology annotation, biological process: adenylate cyclase-activating G protein-coupled receptor signaling pathway; inflammatory response; positive regulation of cytosolic calcium ion concentration.